GCCCAAUCUGCUUUUAUUUCUUUCCAUCUUCUCUGAACUUCAUGCCCCUUAUCUCAACUCAAAGGAUAUUAUACAAGAGCUCAAUUCUAAAUUGGUCAACUAUUAGAAGCCCAUCUCAUUUCUCACACUCUUUUAAUAUUUGCAAAUUUCCUGCCAACUUCAAUUCAUUUCACUUAAAUACCUUAUCCAAAGCAAAGUUUUACUCAAACAUGAGUUCCUCUGAAAUUCAAAUCAAUCCACUAAAUCCUGAUGGAUCGCCUAAGACUCCAAAACAAAUUGAAAAGGAAAAAAAAAAAGCUGAAAAGAUGGCCAAAUUUUUAGCCAAAAAGCAAAAACAAAACCAAAAUCAACCAUCUCAGAAAUCAAAAACCCAGGACCAGAAUCAAAAAAAUCAAGCCACUGCCCCCAAAAAAGAAACUGACGCUGUUCCAGAAUAUUUUCCUGAAAAUAAACCAGGUGAAAAGAAAAUCUUGCCUCCUUUAGACCAUCCAUCCUUCAAAUCUUACUCUCCAACAAAUGUCGAGAAAUCUUGGUAUGAAUGGUGGGAUGCUCAAGGAUUUUUUAAACCUCAAUUGACUGAAGAUGGCCAAAUCAAGCCUGAAGGAUUUUUCGGUAUUCCUGCUCCUCCUCCAAAUGUUACAGGUGCUUUGCAUAUUGGACAUGCUUUAACUGUCGCAAUUCAAGACACUUUGACUAGAUUCUACAGAAUGAAAGGCAAAACCACUUUAUGGUUGCCAGGCUUUGAUCAUGCCGGUAUUGCUACUCAAACCGUUGUUGAAAAAAAUUUGGCUAAACAAAACAUCUAUAGAAAAGAUUUAGGUAGAGAAAAAUUUGUUGAAAAAGUCUGGGAAUGGAAAGAAAUUUAUCAUCAAAAGAUUAAAAAUCAAGUUAAAAAAUUAGGUGCCUCUUAUGAUUGGUCGAGAGAAGCCUUCACUAUGGACCCAAAUUUAUCAGAAGCUGUCAUUGAAGCCUUUGUUCAAUUAUACGAUAAAGGUAUUGUUUAUAGAGAAAACAAAUUGGUCAAUUGGUGUGUUCAUUUAGAAACUGCAACUUCUAAUUCUGAAAUUGAAAAUAAAAAUAUUCCCUCAAGAACUCUAUUGAAAGUUCCUGGUUACACUGAAAAGGUAGAAUUUGGCGUAAUCACUUCUUUUGCUUACCCAAUUGUUGAUUCAGACGAGAAAAUCGUUGUUGCGACCACCAGACCCGAGACUUUGUUUGGUGAUACCGCCGUUGCUGUUCAUCCUGACGACCCUCGUUAUAAACAUUUGCAUGGCAAGUUUGUUCAACACCCUUUCCUUGAUCGAAAAUUCCCAAUCAUCACUGAUCCCGUAGCCGUUGAUAUGGAAUUUGGUACUGGUGCUGUAAAAAUUACUCCAGCUCAUGACACUAACGAUUACGAAACCGGUAAAAGAAACAAGUUGGAUUUUAUUAACAUAAUGACUGAAGAUGGUAAACUAAAUGAGAAUUGUGGCACUUGGGCUGGUAUGAAAAGAUUCGAUGCAAGAAAAAACGUCAUUGAAGCUUUAAAAGAAAAGGGUUUAUAUAUCGGUCAAAAUGACAAUGAAAUGGUUAUACCAACUUGUUCAAGAUCUGGUGAUAUUUUAGAACCAUACAUGAAACCUCAAUGGUGGGUUUCUCAAUCCACUAUGGCCCAUAAUGCCGCCGAAGCAGUCAAAUCUGGAAAAAUUCAAAUAACUCCUAAAUUUGCUGAAAACGAUUUCUUUGCCUGGUGUAAUAACUUGCAUGAUUGGUGUAUUUCAAGACAGUUAUGGUGGGGCCACAGAUGCCCAGCUUAUUUUGUCAACAUUGAAGGUGAGUUUCAUGAUUCUGGUGAUGGUCGUUACUGGAUUGUGGCAAGGAACUUGGAAGAAGCUGAGGAAAAAGCCAAGGUUAAAUUCUCAGAUAAGAAAUAUACUCUAGAACAAGAUGAAGAUGUCUUGGAUACUUGGUUUUCUUCCGGUUUAUGGCCUUUUGCUACUUUAGGCUGGCCCAAAAACUCUAUUGAUAUGCAAAGAUUCUAUCCCUUUAAUCUAUUAGAAACCGGCUGGGAUAUUAUUUUCAAUUGGGUUUUAAGAAUGAUUUUAUUAGGUAUUGAGCUAACAGACAACGUUCCAUUUAAAGAAGUUUACUGCCAUUCUUUAGUUCGUGAUGCUCAGGGUAGAAAGAUGUCAAAAUCGUUAGGUAAUGUCGUUGAUCCUUUAGAUGUUAUCAAAGGCAUAUCUCUUGAAGAAUUGAAUAAACAAUUGACUUUGGGUAACUUGGAUCCCAGAGAAAUCGAAAUAGCUAAAAAGGGCCAAAAAGAUUCUUAUCCAAAUGGUAUUGCAGAAUGUGGUACUGACGCUCUAAGAUUUGCCUUAUGUAACUACAGCACUGGUGCCAAAGAUAUUAAUUUGGAUAUUCUUAGAGUUGAAGGUUACAGGAAGUUUUGUAACAAGAUUUAUCAAGCUACAAAAUUUGCAUUAAUGAGAUUGGGUGAUGACUUCAAGCCAGAAGAAACCAAUAAACCAACCGGUAACGAAUCGUUAGUUGAAAAAUGGAUAUUGAAUAAAUUGAACCAAGCUUCAAAGAAAAUUAAUGAAGGCUUGGAAAACCGACAAUUUAUGGAUGCAACAAACUCAUUUUAUUUAUUUUUCCUUAAUGAAUUGUGCGACGUUUACAUUGAAAACUCCAAGUAUCUUAUUUUAGAAGGUACUCCCGAACAAAAACAGUCUGCUAGAAAUACAUUGUAUACGUGUAUUGAAUCAGGAUUGAAAUUAUUACACCCAUUCAUGCCAUAUGUCACCGAAGAAAUGUGGCAAAGAUUACCAAGAAGAGCUAACGACACUACCCCAUCAAUUGUUGUUUCCAAAUUCCCAGAGUACUCAAAGGAUUUGGAGUUCAUUGAAGAAGAAGAAGACUAUGAAAUGAUUCUAGAUACCACGAAGGCUAUUAGAUCGUUGCUAUCGCAAUACAAUAUUUCCAAGCAUGGUACUGUGUUUGUGGAAUGCAGCACCAAAGAAACAUUUGAUAUUGUCCACCAGCAACAGGAAUUGAUUGUAUCGUUGAUUAAAGCUGUUGAGCAGAUCAAGGUCGUCGAGUCAAUCAGUGACAUACCUGCAGGCUGUAUUUUGCAGGCUGCCAGUUCUGAAAUCAAUACUCAUGUGUUGCUCAAGGGCCAGAUAGACAUUGACCAGGAAAUCAAAAAAUUCCAAAAGAAAUUAGACAAAUCAAUUGCUAUUAAGACCUCUGUUGAAAAGAUCAUGGAUGGCAAGGACUACAACGCAAAGGCCUCUGAAAGAGCCAAACAAAACGACACUGAAAGAUUCGAAAAGGCCAAAGCUGAUAUCGAAAGUUUGGAAGCUACAAUUGCCAACUUGGAAAAAUUGAAGCUAUAAGCCAAAAACCAUUUCACUUCACUUUAAUUACGAUUUUUUUUUCUCUUCUAUACAUUCUCUAUAUAAAGCCGAAUAAACAUCC
This is a messenger RNA of Ascoidea rubescens DSM 1968, 3456 nucleotides long. It is a transcript of the gene VAS1, whose product is annotated as valine--tRNA ligase. Gene Ontology annotation, cellular component: cytosol. The transcript has a single exon. NCBI's taxonomy places the organism in Eukaryota, Fungi, Ascomycota, Saccharomycetes, Ascoideales, Ascoideaceae. Gene Ontology annotation, biological process: valyl-tRNA aminoacylation. The record is from RefSeq and is a predicted model, not a curated record. Gene Ontology annotation, molecular function: ATP binding; aminoacyl-tRNA deacylase activity; valine-tRNA ligase activity. The coding region runs from base 210 to 3374 and encodes 1054 amino acids.